AUGAAUAUAAUAAAGAGAUUGUAUUACAACUUUAAGAUAUAUUAUGAGAAGUAGAUUUGCAUAGAUAUCCACGCAUUUAAGCGCCUUAAGCUAAUAAGUUUCUUUUACCUUUUAAUAAGAUUAUUUUGGUUUAUAUUACCAGUUUUGAAGAAUGAGACCUUAGAUAAACUUACUUUCAUUGACUAUAAUUUAAGUAAAUUAGGCUAUAUGAAUAUAUUAAAAUAAAUGGAAGACUAUUAAAAUGUAUUUAAUUGGAUAGGAAUUGGUAUUAAUUCAACCCUUAUAUUAAUUUUUUUAGCUCGAGUUACUUAAUAUUCCUCAGACUCCUCUAAUAAUACAUUCUAGCUACUGCUAAGCUUUUUUGCUUAAACAUAUAAUUAUGUACUAUAUAUUCCUUUGAUAAGUGUAGCUUCUGUUAAAAUGUAAGGAAAUCCUGUAGCACCAAUCAACUUAACUCUCUCAAUAAUUAUAAGUUUUUGUAUCAGGAUACAUGACUUAGACUUUUCAUUUGUAGCCAAAGACUUCUUAGGAAAAAAGAAUCCUUUUAUUUGGGAUUUUGUCUUACAAUUCUUAGAAACAAUGUUAAUAAUACUAAAUUAAUUUGUUUCAGACCCUCCUCUUAGGUGUCUAUUUAGUUUAUCAUUAGCAAUUUACACAUUUAUAGAUAGUUACACUAAUUCAUUUUAUAAUAAUUCAUUUUCCAGAUUUUACUAUCUUUUUUUUUCAACCUACCAUACUCUUCUAUUAGCGCUUCUGCUAAUUAGUAUUGCCGUUGAUUAAUAAUUUCCUCUCUCAAUACUAAUUUUAGCUUUGAUUCCUAUAUCAAAUAAAAUUUCUAAGAUUCUAACUUAACAAAACGAGGAUCUGCACAGUAAAUAUUAGAACCAAUACUUUUUUGGAGAUAAAUUAGCAAAAUCGUCUAAAAAAAUUUAAGAAUUAGAUUUCUUCUUAAGACUUUUAUAUCAGUAGAUUGGAAUUGCUUUUGAAGAUUUUAGGAUUAAUAAAAAUUCAAUUAUCUUAGAAAAAUUAAGCAGCGAUCAUAAAAUUAAUUGUAAUGAUAAUACAGAUUGCAUUUUUUGUAAUUACUAAGCUUCGACUUAAGAACAGUUUGAGCAAAACUUUUUAGAUGGAAAAGAGAGGAAAGAAUUUCUCAAGCAAUUUAUUAGGAAUUAGUAUCUUAGAGUUAUCAAUUCCAAUUCUUUAAAAGCUAGUCGCUUUGGUAAAAGUACUUUUUACUUUACUUACUUUUACUUCUUAAUUGAAGUGGAGCAAUCAAAAGUUUUGGGAUAUGUUGAGAUUAUUAGACUUAAUUAGCUUUUACGACUAUCAAUAAGAGAGACUGCAUUUUUAAAUGAGAUAUUUUUAAUGGCUAAGUAAAAAUUUGAAUUUUCAGGAAUAAACUAUUCUUUUAGAUAAACAAAUAAAAAGAGCACUCUUAAUUCUGCAGGCUAUUUGGGUAAUGCAUAAAAUGAAGAAAGUUUAUUGAAAUAAGAAUAAAACAAAUUAGGAAAUCAUAGUAUUGAAAAUGUAAAUUAUUUUAUAGGUAUACUAUUUGAUGAAGAAUUAAAUAGAGUAGAAAGAAUGUAUUAUGAAUCGCUUGCAAUGAAGAUUAAAGUAAUAAAAAUAUUAAGUGAAGAUCAUAUCGAUCUUAUUGAGUUUAAAAAAAAUGCUAUUAAAUUAAAAUAAAAGACUGAAUAAUUGCAAAAAGAUUUAUAAAAUUUAGGAAAUAUUCACUACAAUAGCCAUAAAGUAUAGUACUAUAUGGAAGGCUUUGCUCUUCAUCUUGGUUUUGGAGAAAAAAAGAGAAGGCUUUUUAGGAAAUCAAAUCGUGGAAGAGCAAAUUUAUAAGCUUUGCAAAAUGUGGAUCAUACUAUUUUUGACAAGGAUAAUUGUGUAGUUUUUAUUUCUUUGAUUUAAAGCAAUCUAGGUAUAGUAAAGAGAGUUUAAAAUAAAUUUGAAAAUAUAUUUGGAAUAUAGAUCAAAGAUAUUGUAGGAAAAAGUAUCAAUGUUAUUAUUCCCUCACUAAUAGCUAAGUAUCAUGAUAAAAUGAUUUAGUAGUAUUUAUAAAAUUCAAGCUAAUCUGAAUUUUAGCAGUCUUUGAGAAAAACUUAAGUAGAAAAUAAAAAAUUAGAAAGCACUUAUUAGUCAGAGUAUGAUGACACAAAGUCUAAGUUGAUGAAACUUGUUUAAAAUAAUUAGCAAAAUAUUUAAAAAAAGAUAAUUGAACCUAAUAAUUACUUUUCUUUACUUAUGGCAAGAAAUAGUAGUGGUUGGGGAGUACCAAUAUCAUUGCAGUUUAAAAUAGAUUGUAUUGGUUAGUCUGACUGUGGAAUAACGAGUCAUAUUAAAAAUAUUUAAACAGAUUACUAUUAUAUCAUGACUAAUACAAGAAACUUUCAAAUUUAGUUAGCAACUUAAAAUAUUUUUGAUAGGUUAUUUUCUAAAUAUUUACAGAAAAGUGAAUUAUAGAAUAUUUGCUUAAAUCGUAUAAUACCUCUGCUUCACUAUUUUGAGAAGCUUUGGGUUUAAGGAAAUAAUAAACAAGAAGAAGUCCACAAAGAUUUAGUUAAAACAGUUGCUUUUAUGCCUAAAGCAGAUUCAUAAUAAAAUAUAAUGAGCCAAACUUAGUUUGCAAAAAAAAUAUAACCUUAACAAUCUUUACUUUAUUAAAAAUUAGAAUACUAAAAUCUUUAAAAGGAAUUAUAAUAGUACAAUUUGGAUUAGUAUGAUAUGUUUACAGUUAAAAUGAAAUUUUAUCAUUUUAAAAACUCAUUCGUGUCAUACAACAUAGUUGAAAUUUAACAGAUAAGACGCAUUCUUAGUGUAGAAGCUCAAAGAGAAAACCUUUACUUACUCAAAAACCAAUUUUCUGCUUUGCUUAACAUUAACUUUGAUAUCUCAAAGGAAUUAGAAAUGCUGCAGAAAGCUGAGUAACUCUUAUUCUUAAAUUCAAAUAUAAAUUCCUAUGAUGAUUUUAAAAAUUUUAGUAUGCAGAUGGAUGAUAAUAAUAGAUAAAGCUAUGAUGAUGAAUAAAAUUAAAAAUUUUAAAAUAGGCAAGACCUAUAACAGUACAAUUAAUUGGGUUUUAUUCCAGAAAAAAAAGAAUAUAUUAACUAAAAAAAUGAAAUUGUUGAAAAUUUUAUCAAUUUAAAGAAAAAUUCAAAUGAAGAUGAUAUUUAUGAUAAUAAUUUUGCUCCAUAAAUUCAAUCAGAUCUCUAAAUGAUGAAAGCUGUGCAAACUAAAAAAGAAUAUGAAUAAAAUUCUUAAAUGAAUAUGAAUCACAAUAGCAUGAUGAUUAACUAAUCUUCUUCUCUUCUAAUGGGUUCUAUAGGCAAUAUAAAUACAGCUAGACAUGGGGAAGAAGAUUACUUGUAAAUAUCUUACAGGUAACAGUAGUUUAAUAAAAAUGACAAAUCUUAUUUAGCUAAACAAUUUUCAGAAUAAGGAGGGGCUUACCCCGAGCUUAAUUCAAUUAUGCAAGCUCUUUAAUACAAAUAAGGAGAUGAAAAUAUCAGUACUUAAGUAGGUAAAUCUAUUAGCAAUUUGAAUUAAAAUAGUAAGUAAGAUAUACUUGUAACUGACACAUUCAAAGAUUUACCAUCAACUGCAAAAAAAAAUUAAAAUCAUGAAACAGAAGAAAAUAAUCAUUAUAAUUAUACUAAAUAAACGUAAUCUGAUUUAUAGCUAUAAGCUAAAUAUGAAACUGAUUAAAAUAUUAUAUCUCCAAAGUAGAAAGGUAUUUAUGAUCUAAUAAAGGAUAGAUCAAGUAAAAUGCAUAAUACAAGAGGGAAAAUAAUUUAAGAUACAUAAGUAAACAAUACCUUUUCGAAUAUAUCAAUGGAUUUUCCACAUACGCAUCAUCAAGAAGUAAACUAAGCAAUAAAUUAGACAGGAAAACAAUCUCUGAAUAGCAAACAGAUUUAAUUUUUAACUUCUUACUACAAAACAUAACCUUAAAAUUAAAGGUAAGAUCAUGUCAAAUUAACUGGUAAAAAGAUAUAGCUGGAGGAGGAAGAUAUUCAUUUCUAUGGUGCGAGAAGAGAUAAGGAUGGAUACUCGUCUGAUUUUUUCUCUAAUUCAGCAUAAUAAGAAGAAGAAAAAAUAAAGCAAGAAUUAGAAUAAAGGUCUCGUAUUCUGGAUGUAAGCUCAGUGAAGACUAGCUAAAGUCAUAACCAUGAACAAAAGAAAAAUAUAUAAAGAUUAAUAAAGUCAAAUAAAAAGGAUAUAUCAAUUAUUCUUUUAAAUAUUUUUGGAUACUUAGCUAUUAUCACUAUAGCAAUUAUUACUUUUUAUGAGUUUUUGCAAAUUCAAUCUAUGCUCAACUCAAGUAAAGAAGAUAUUUAACUAAUUCCUUGGGCUAAUACAAUGAGAGUAUCACUUACUAAUACUAUUGCUUUUGGAGCUAUGGCUGAUUUGAUUGAGUUUAAUGGAUUCCAAGACUCUUCUUUGUACAACAAAACUUAUAUUGCAGAAGUGAGGAAUAGAGGAAUAGUAGGCCAAAAAGAAGAAUUCAAUCUAUUGAAAAGAUACUACAGACAAGAUAUAUCAAAUAAGCCAUACUUUUAAUACAUCAACACAAACAUUAUGAAUUUUGUUUUUAAUUUUGAUGACUCUGUUAUUCCUCCCAGCCAAAAUCUUAAAAACAUUCCUUCUCAAAAAAUAUCCUUCAAUUUAACAGUUCAGCACUUUCUAAUAAACUUUAUAGCCAACAGUUACUUAUUUGUGAACUAAGAUUUUGAUAACAACGAAUAAAUAUUCUAUUAAAAAGAAAAUAUUGAUAACUUCAUAAAUUUUAGUACAAAUAUGUCAUAUAUUUAAAAUGAAAUUACCCUCCAUUCAUAAAAUGUAUUAAACUAAGUAGAAAGUUAGCAAUAAACUUUAAUGAGCUUAAUUUUGAUAGUUUCGUUCACGCUGAUCUCAGCUCUUUUUCCUUUAUAUUACUUUGUUUAGUAUAAAAAUCAAAGCGUACUUAAACUUUUCGCAACUAUUCCUUCUUAAUCUUUAGGAGGUAUGAGUCGUUCCAUUUAAUUGGCAAUAGAUUUCUAAAACGAGGGAGCUAAGUUAUCUAAAUCUAAGAUGGCCUUAAUUAAUAAUAAAGAUUUCUUACAGAGAAAAAGAAAAAAUAUUUCAUCCACAAGCUCCUUACCUAAAUUUAAAAUAGGACUUUUCUUUAUAUGCAUAUUAGCCUUUGUUUUAAUAAUAAUAUAACCUAUUGUGAAUUAUAUUUUAAUCGAUUAAUUUAAUUCAGAGGUACAGACCAACAUCAAAUUAUUAAGUGGACUCUAUAAUUUAAGAGCACAAAUGGGAAGUAACAUGGCAGUUAGUUUAAAAUAUCUUGUUUAUAUUUUAGUUCCUUAAAGGUUAGUAUAUAAUCCUCCAUAUUAUGCUUCUAGAUUAAAAACUUUAUCUGCUUCUAACUCUUAAUCUCUUUUAAAUGUUACUCAAGUAAUUAAUGAUAGCUUAAACUAAAAGAAAUCGUAAUAAGCUUUGUAUGAUAAUUUUUUUUAUGAGCUUGUAAAUGGAAAUUUAUGUGAGGCCAUAAGAAAGUAUCCAUAAUAUGUAAAUUAAAACAAUCUUAUUGAUCUAUCUACUUGCUCUACAGUCAUGUAAGGAAUAUUAACAAAAGGCUUUUAAAUAGGAAUGAAAAACCUUUUUUAACUUUUUGCAGAUUUACAUAAUAUUUUGCUGUAAAAUAAUACUUCUGUUAUCUAAAAUCAAGUAAUUUAAUGGUAAAAAACUGUAAAUAUCAAGUAAUUUGAUUUAUUGUAAGGAAAUUUAGACAAGACUCUAAUAGUUAUUAAAGAUUUUUUACUCUCAACUAUGAGCGAAAAUUUGCAAAAUAUAUUAUAGAUAUAGAUAAUAUUAUUGUGCUUUUAAAUUAUCUUAUUAUUGGUUUUUUUCUCUAUAGGAUGGCAUACUUUCUUGAAAUACGUUUAUAAUGAAAUGAUUGAAAUAAAAUAAUUACUUUCUAUAAUACAAAUAGAUUUUAUUAUUGACAAUCCCUACAUUAUUUCUUACUUAACCAAAUGA
Molecule: messenger RNA, 6030 nt
Organism: Tetrahymena thermophila SB210
Lineage: Eukaryota; Ciliophora; Oligohymenophorea; Hymenostomatida; Tetrahymenidae
Product: PAS domain S-box protein, putative
Exons: 5
Source: RefSeq, a predicted model, not a curated record